AGCCACGCGAGAGCGCUCGGCGCAUACCACGGCAGCGCGUCGUUGGAACCUCAAGCUUUGAAUGCCGUUACGAGGCUCGCGGUUCGCGUCAAUUCGAGGCCAUUGAAACUCUGCGUGUAUAGCAGUUCCGAAUAAAUUUCGGUAGUAAAUUUCGAUGGUGCGCGAGCCAUUCGCGAUGCGCAACAGACGCGAAAGCCAGUUGGUGAUCGAAGCGCGUGCACAAACUCCGCGGAAACAGUGAAAGACGAGAGGCGAGAGACGAAGGACGCGAAAUCGGACCGUACUGGAGUCGACCGGACCGGACCUGAGAGGAGCGGAGUAGAGCAGAGCAGAGCCGAAGCCGAGCACCGUCAUCGCGCCAGUCAGCUUGCACUUCGCUAUGUGUUUACGUUCGGUUCUGUGACGUUGGAGUUGGAGACGGUCCUCUAACGCGUUCAUCGAGAGUACAACGACUCUUAGGCGUGUACCAUCGCGAGAACUCUGACCAGGAUCUCUCCGACGUAUCUCCACGGGAACACUUUCCCUACGAUCUACGGUUGCAAAGUGCAACUGAUUGAAAACGCCGCCGCGAUUAUGCGAGCAUCGACAAAGAGGAUGAACGAAUCGGUGAUAUCGGUCCUAUCCGAAUGAUCCGCUCGUGAUCGAGAAACACGCUUGAAAAUCUGGAAAAGUUCCGCGAAACGAGAAGAACGGGCGAGCAUGGCAUUGGCAAGGAUCAAGAGUUUCAUCGAUACAGGCCUGAAGACGGUAUCCACACCGUUGGAUCGAACCGUAAACCUGGAACCGGAAGUGGGCAUUAGAAUCGUUCAUUCGGUUAACGAGAAGACUCUGCACGUGACCGUGCUCGGUGCUCGACACUUGCCACAGAAUUUCGGCUUCACUCGCGUCAACAGCUACGUUGUGAAGGUGAAAUUGAUACCAGGAAAGGACAAGUUCGAGACAUCGACAAAGAACGAGUCCUGGCCACAAUGGAACGAGGAAUUCACGUUUCCUCUACGCAAAGAGACCAAACUAAAGUUUGGCAAAACAAAGGUCGUCGAGGAGGAGAUCAACGGAUCUAGAUUCGUCGUAGCGACUUUGUACGCGAUUCUCGAGGAUAAACCUUUGAUAGCGACCGAUAAGAAGGAAGCGGAAAAAGAGAAAAACUCGUCCCCUGGCAAAGAAUCGGCAAAGAAAGCUGGCAAAAAGAAGGAUGGUCAAGGUGGCUCUACGGAGAAUCAAGAGCCACCGAAAAAUAAGCUAUUCGGUCAAUUGUUCGGCAAGGGGUCCGACAAACUUCCGGAAACCACUGUCACCGAGAGGAGAAUGUACGAUAAAAGACGCACCGUUGGCGCGACCACUAUUUCCCUCGAUCCGAAAAACUUCACCUCGAAACCACCGAAACCAAAGCACCCGAGCGACGCGUCGACAGGGGACAUGUGGAGACCGCUGCGACCGAUCGCGAGUGGUAUUUCUGGAGCCGAGGAAAGGAGGGAGAACAAAAAGGGUCAAGUGGAAUUGUCGCUGUGUCAAGAAAAAAAUGACAAGAAAGAGGAAAGCAGCGAACGGCUAAUUUUAUCUCUGCAUCGUCUGAGAUGUUCUUUGCAGACGAUGCACGAGCACGAAGCUCUAAAGGGUCAGAUGUACGUGAAAAUGUCGGUGGUGGACAACGGAAGAGUCACGCACUUUUGGAAAAGCGAUCGUUUCCAACCGUGCGUGUCGAUGAAAUUUUCACCGGAUAUGGCGAGAGUCGUUGCGGAUAAUCCGUAUCAGGGAGCACUCAAAGACGUCAGCUUCGUUGUUAAGUUUGUCUCCAAGAACAAAAUGGGCAAAAAAACAACCGUCGGUCAUUUUGUAAUCGGACCAGACGUAGGAGGACCCUACGGUGAACAGUGGAAACAGGCUUUAGCGAAACCGGGACAACAGAUAACGAAAUGGCAGCCAUUCGAAUAACAACGAGAGCCAUUCGAUCAGAGAUAUAUUACGAGCACACAAGUAUUUUGCACAUUCAACCGUGUAUAUAGAAAUUUCAACCGUCCUUGGUUCCGAGGCACGCGGAAUCCAACAAACUCGCUCUCUGCCAGGAAUCCGAAUAACACAACCGUCCAGUAAAAUAAAUAAGUGUCUGUCAAAGGAAGAUACGCGAGAUUUAAAGAAUCCCUUAAAUCGUUUAAACAUUGCGUUUUCGUAAUUAACGACUAACUCGUGUCGUUACCUUCAAACCAAUUAACUACGUUCGAUCGCAACGAUAACAUUUCUACGUGGAAGAUACCACCACGAUUCCCUUUUAUAAUAGAAGAACCAAACCAUUUUUAAUUUUCUAUUAGCGAUAGGUUAACGUAUUUUAGAAAAUUUGUAAAGAAUUAUUUAUACCUUUCUAAGUACACACGUGUAUUUUAUUAUAGAAAUCGAUUAUACUAAUAAUAAAUUAGUUUGAUGUAAACAAAAAAUUGUAUUUACGAUGUUAUCGACAUAGCAUAUAUUUUCUAUGUGUAUCAAAGAUAUAUUUUAUAUGCAUUAAAUAAAACACCGCUUGUUUAUUA
Molecule: messenger RNA, 2522 nt
Organism: Hylaeus anthracinus
Lineage: Eukaryota; Metazoa; Arthropoda; Insecta; Hymenoptera; Colletidae
Exons: 6
Coding region: 700-1932 (410 amino acids)
Biological process (GO): cellular response to calcium ion; synaptic vesicle endocytosis; calcium ion-regulated exocytosis of neurotransmitter
Cellular component (GO): synaptic vesicle membrane; axon; dense core granule
Molecular function (GO): syntaxin binding; calcium-dependent phospholipid binding; phosphatidylserine binding
Source: RefSeq, a predicted model, not a curated record